Molecule: messenger RNA, 1967 nt
Organism: Anopheles maculipalpis
Lineage: Eukaryota; Metazoa; Arthropoda; Insecta; Diptera; Culicidae
Gene: CRAT
Product: carnitine O-acetyltransferase
Exons: 1
Coding region: 33-1964 (643 amino acids)
Biological process (GO): carnitine metabolic process, CoA-linked
Cellular component (GO): peroxisome
Molecular function (GO): carnitine O-acetyltransferase activity
Source: RefSeq, a predicted model, not a curated record
GGAAGUCCAAAGGUCAACGUUUCGCCCCCCAAAUGAACAUGACUCGGUUGAUUCAAUCUCGAACCGCAGCUACACCACUCGGGAGAGUUUUAACAUCAUCCAGUGCACCAGCAGCAGUAGGCAAAAUGGUUCCAACUUCCCAGCAAACCUACGGAACGUCGGCAACAUCCGGACCGCUAGCGCUUCAACGCCAACCUGUCCCGAAACUGUCCGACACGAUGCAGAAGCUGGUAAGAACGAUCAAACCGCACGUCGAUACAAACACACUGGCCGGGACAAAGCGUGCCAUCGAGCAGUUUACCGUACCGGGAGGAAUUGGUCAAAAGCUGCAAACGUUGUUGGAGCAACGUGCCACCGAAAAAGAUAACUGGCUCGCAGACUGGUGGCUGCGCAGUGCUUACAUGGAGUACCGGGAUCCGGUUAUUGUAUACUCUAGCCCGGGUCUUGUCUUCCCGAAAGGCAAUUACAAAACGCUCGACGAACAGUUGCAGUACGCGGCGAAAAUGGUUUCCGCCGCACUCGCGUACAAGAUGCUUAUCGAUGGUGGGAAAAUAAAGCCCGAAAUGAUGGGAAAGGUCCCACUGGACAUGUCACAGUAUGAGAAAAUUUUUGGUACUUGUCGUAUUCCGGGCAAGGAACGUGAUUCCGUCCAGUACAACCCAAGGUCGAGGCACAUUGUGGUAGCAUGCAAUAACCAGUACUAUCGACUUCCUGUCUUUACGUCCAAGGGUGGUAUAGCGAGCGAGGGUCAAAUUUUAGCCGAAUUGAAAAAGAUCGCCGCCAAGGAAGGUAACGAACGGGCAAGUCCGGUUGGCAUCUUGACAGCGAACCAUCGUGAUAGUUGGGCACGGGCGUACGAAACACUGAUGGCCGAUCCGACUAAUCGAACCACUGUAGAAUCGAUUCAGCAGGCUCUGUUUGUACUAUCGAUCGAUCGGGAACUUCCCCAAAAACCUGGAACUGAUCAUAUCGUAACGGCAAGUGAUCUUCUUAUCCACGGCGGAGGUUCUAACGCAAACGGAGGUAACCGAUGGUACGAUAAAACGAUUCAGCUGGUUGUCGCACCGAACGGUAUCAAUGGACUAACGUACGAACAUUCGCCAGCCGAAGGUCAACCGAUCGCAGUUAUGACGGACUUUCUGCUCGAGUACAUCAACAGCGGCAAGCGUCUCAAUACGAUGGAUCAAGCGGAACUGAAAGAGGGUGCGGUUAAGUUGCCCCUCAACGUUACACCAGCGUUACAAUCCGAAAUCGAACAGGCGGCCGGCUUUGUCGAUAAGCUGGCAGCAGACAUACAGAUGGACUAUCUGCACUUUACCGACUACGGAAAGGGUUUCAUCAAGACGCAGCGUAUGAGCCCCGAUAGCUACAUCCAGAUGGCCAUACAGUAUGCGUUCUACCGCUUACAUCGCACCCCCGGAGCACACUACGAAUCGGCCCAAAAUCGGAUGUAUCUGCACGGUCGUACCGAAACGAUACGCUCCUGUUCCGUAGAGUCGAUUGCAUUCGCCCGCGCAAUGCUAGAACCGGGCCAAGACGGACAGACCAAGCUGGCGGCGAUGAAAGCUGCUAUAAACGCGCACAAAGCAUACGUUUCGAUGGCAAUUCAGGGGUAUGGGGUGGAUCGACAUUUGCUAGGGUUGAAACUUACCGCGAAGGAGCAUGGCCUGACGGUACCGGAACUGUUCUCCGAUCAAGGCAUACAGCGGAGCGCACAUAUGCGACUAUCCACUAGCCAGGUAGCAUCGCGUUACGAUGCGUUCAUGUGCUAUGGUCCAUUGACGCAGGACGGGUACGGAUGCUGCUACAAUCCUAAGGAGGACGAUAUGUGGUUCGGCGUGUCGGCUUUCCGUUCCAACAAGGAGACGGAUCUGUCCCGGUUCCGUGUGAGUCUGCAGGAAGCACUGCGUGAAAUGUACGAAGUAUUGGUGACGUAUGGUGAGAAGCCUAAAGCAAAGCUUUAAAUC